Lottia gigantea (owl limpet) is the source of this 840-nucleotide messenger RNA. RefSeq lists its product as hypothetical. The coding region runs from base 1 to 840 and encodes 279 amino acids. Lineage: Eukaryota; Metazoa; Mollusca; Gastropoda; Lottiidae. The record is from RefSeq and is a predicted model, not a curated record. The transcript is spliced from 4 exons.
AUGACAUUUAUGUGGAUGAAAUUGUUGUUGUUCUUUGGAUUUUGGAAUAUUGAUAAAAAAGUUGUUACUUUAGCUAAAUUACUCUAUUUCAUUGGUGAAAUAAUUUUUCAUGUUUUUGCUUUUAGUUUUUGGAACAAACCAACUAGACAAGCUAGUGAAUAUGGCAAAGGUUUAAUUUCCUCCAAUGCAGUCGAUGGAAGUGUAAUGAACGACAACAAUAGUUGCUCUCAUACAACAUAUCCAACAGAUACACCCAAUUGGUUGAUGGUUGACUUAGAAGCUGAAUAUGAAAUUACAAGUAUCAAGGUUUUAAAUAGACAAGACAAAGCAGGUGAUAGAUUGAGAGAUUUUACUGUUUCUGUUUGGCAAUAUGAUCCUGGUCCUCAUAUUAAAUAUAACAUGGUGGAUACUGAAUACUGUAUUUGUGUCCAUUACCCGAACACAGCAGAGAGAGGCACCUGGACAAAUUUAACAUGUACGAAAAUAUGUAUGGGAAGAUUUGUUCUGUUUGUGAACAACCUAGAUUAUUUAUCAAUAUGUGAAUUAGAGAUAUUUGGUGAUAUAUACAAUGGCUGUUCAACACGGUACUUAUCUGAAAUGAAUAUAAAGAAAGUGGUAGGUAAACGUUCCAGUUCACCAAAUUGUACACUCUUACCAUAUGAAGUAGCCAAUGUAUAUGAGUGUAUCCAUCAAUGUUUACAGAUGAACAACUGUAUCAGUUUUAAUUAUGGUCCUAAUUUAAUCAACACUGUUAAUUGUCAAUUAGUGAGAUGUUUUUCACACCCAAAACAAGACUUUACUGUAGAUAGUGAUUGGAUUUGGAGAUAUUUGUCACAUUAA